This is a messenger RNA of Trichoderma aggressivum f. europaeum, 843 nucleotides long. RefSeq lists its product as uncharacterized. Lineage: Eukaryota; Fungi; Ascomycota; Sordariomycetes; Hypocreales; Hypocreaceae. The transcript is spliced from 5 exons. The record is from RefSeq and is a predicted model, not a curated record. Bases 1 to 843 code for a protein of 280 amino acids.
AUGAAGACCGCCAUCAAGACCCUCCUCGCCGGAACCGGCCUGGCCUCCCUGGCCUCCGCCGUCACUCCCGUCUCCGAUUCCGACAUGAACAACCUGCUCAAUGCCGGAGGUGUCGAGCUUGCCAUGAGGGCCCAGCCCAUGUGGUUCUUCGGCCAGGCCAUGAACCAGCCUCCUUGCAUUCCCACCUUUGCCACCACCAACGGCCAGCAAACUCCCUCCGCCCCCCUUUGCGCCUAUCCCAACGUUGGCUGCAGCUGCCGUACCCCCGGCGUUGGCAUCACGAACCCUUCGCCUUCAUUCCCUACCUACUACUCCUACCAGAAGUGCACCGACACCACCAUCCGAAUUCAGUACUCGGUGUUCUAUGAGAAGGAUGGCACCACUCCCGAGGGCAUUUUGGGCCACCCUUACGACUGGGAGCGUGUCAUUGUUGAGUGGGCCAAGGGCGGAGACUCAAACUGGACUCCCAGCAAACUCCUUCUGUCUCAGCACUCUGGCUAUGACACCCUGAACUGGAGCGAUAUCCAAAACACCUUCAACACUGCCGAUGGCACCCUUCAGCGCGGUGGUGACAACGGCCGCCAGAACCUUGACCACCCCAAGGUCUACGUUGCUUGGAGCAAGCACGCCAACUACAACGACCGCAACACUGGCUGGAACGACCCUCUGUCUCAGCUUGACGACAACGCUUUCCGGAGCCAGGACUGGUGGUACUUCCCCGUUGCCUCUGAUUACCUCCGUGCCGACGGCUCAACUGCUCUGGGCCAGCAGCUCGGCAGCCUCAACUGGGGAGACGCUUCCUCCAACCCUCCUUCCGUCCACAACAGCCUCUGCUCUCAGUAA